UAUUUAGUGAUUAUGAAGUAAUUACUGUAGAAGUAAUCCAUCCUGCCUCUAAGAGAUCUGGGAUAGAGACUAACCAACCAAGUUUAUUAAAUUUUAAUGCUCUGGGUCAGGAUUAUUCUCUUCAACUCCAUAAAAAUAGGGAUUUAUUGGCCCCAUUUGCAGUUGUUGGAAAACGAGGAGCAGGCAAGGAAAAUGACGAGCGUGUGCCAAUAAUAGAUGUGACUAAUAUUGAAGAACCACUUUGGUUAGAUUGGGAUGAUAUUGACUUUGGUAAUAUGACCGGCCAUAUGGAGGAUCAUAAUGACAGGGAUAUGUCAAUGGAUGAGUUGGUUAUGGAUAGAAAAGUUGAAGACGAAGCAGAUUGCCAUUAUUUACACAAUGGAGAUAAUAUUGUUGCCUCUGUAUCUUUGUGUGAUGGUCAAACCCAUGGUCUUGUGAUUGGGCAGAAUAACUCUUUAGAAAUCCUACCCCUCAACCACAGACUUAAAAGAAUGCUUGACAUGUGGCAGGAUGAAAAUAAGACAAUAAAUAAUGGAGUAAGAACAAGAGAACCAAGAAACUUCCAUCUUGUUAAGCGAACAACAAAGCAUGAAACAAGACCAUAUCUGGACGUAGUAAAGGAGAUGUUUUCUGAUCAAGAUAACUCUAUGGAUGAAUUUGAAAUGGACAAGACAGUAGUUCCUCAGAUGGUUAAUCAAACAAAUACAACAACAGAGGAGGGAGAUACUAUUCAACAAGUUAAAAGAGAUCCAUCUUAUGCUAAGAGAUCUGGAAGUGAAAAGGUAAUUGAAACAGCUCUAUUUCUGGAUUCAGCUGCCUACUACAGAUUUUCCGACUAUUUCAAAUCUAUUGGUAUCGCGGACUAUGAUAAAGAAAUCAGACGUUUUGUUUUGGGAUAUAUGAACGGUAUUCAAGCUCUGUACAUGCUUCCCAGCCUUGCUCAGACAAUCAAGUUUACAAUCGUUAGAUUAGAGCUUUGGGAAAGAGAUCAGAUAAACACAUAUCAGGGUGACAGAGCACCCUUGUUGGAUUCAUUCUGUGAUUUCCAGCAUAAAGCUAAUUCUCAAGAUGAUGGUAACCCAGGACACUGGGAUCUAGCACUGUUUGUUUCUGGACUUAACUUCUAUGCUCUUGAUCCAAACGGACAACGCAAUAUGGUCACCAUGGGACUUGCCAGGGUUGGUGGAGUUUGUCAGAGUCCUCAUGCUUGUGUUAUCGGAGAACUAGGUGUUACAACAAACACUGGGAAACCAUAUCCUUCAGCAGGAUUUACAGCUGUAUAUGUUAUGGCACAUGAAAUUGGACACUAUCUGGGAAUGAGCCAUGAUGGUGCUGCUGGAUGUGCUAGGGAUGGAUUUAUUAUGUCAGAAUCUAGAGGAACCAAUGGUGAGAACAGAUGGUCUCAAUGCAGUGUUAACUCUCUUCACAAAUAUGAAGGGGAGGGUAGACUCUCCUGUCUUAAUGAUAACAAUGGCAAAAAGGAAGAGGUUCUUGGUAUGGAGUCAAAUCAAUAUCCCGGAGAAACCUGGACAGCAACUGCACAAUGCCAAAUAUUCCUCCUGGAUAAUAAUGCUCAUAUUGAUCAUACAGCAUCAGAUUUUCAGGACAUGUGUUACUCCAUCAAGUGUCGAACCUCUAAAAGAGAAGGAUAUUACAAGGCAGGUCCUGCUCUUGAAGGAACAGCAUGUGGAGAAGGAAAAUGGUGUAGACAUGGUGAAUGUGUUGUAAAUGAUAAACCAAAGGAAGAUGAGUAUAUUGCACCGGGUCAAUGGUCAGAUUGGGUCUACUCAAGAUGUCAAUCAGGCUGUACGUCAAACAGCUAUGGGGCCAGCCUUGGUGCCAAGAUUAAACAGCGUUCUUGCCAGCGAGGUAGACUCGUUCAUACCUUGGAGGGUUGUAAAGGUCCUACUACUGGAAUUGAGUUUUGUGAUGAUGGGUCUAUUUGCUCAUCAAGAGUUGAUACCACCAAGUAUGCCAGUGAGCAAUGCAGUAUUUUCUCCAGCUAUGUCCCUGACAUUGACAAAGCAGGAAUAGGAACUCAAAUUAAAUACUCCGACAAAUGGACUUGGCAUUCCUGUGCUAUUUUCUGCAAGAAGACGAAUGGUGGAUGGUACACACCUAGACUAGAGUUAAAUGAUCUACCCCAGCUCUCAGCAUACUUCCCUGAUGGAACUCCUUGUCACCAGGAGGGAAACAAACUUUUUUAUUGCCAGAAAAAUGAAUGUUUAGAGCGGGAUAGUCGAGGAGGAAAGAGUGAUACUCCAGAUCUCCAGAUAUUCUCAAAUGCUGCUCCAGAGGGAGAUGGGGAGAGGGAUGCUCCUCAAGAGUUGAAAAAAUAUUUCUCCCUUGAUGCUGACCUAAACCCUGUGGCUGGUGGUGAGUAUUCUGGUCUCCAAGGUCAUGAAGAUGAUGAUACUGCCUGGGAUGUUAUUGAUUAUGUUGAUUAAGAUUGAGAACUGUUUCGGGGAAAAUUAUCAAUUUGAAAUCAUGAAUUUUAAAACAGAUUUAUUUCGCACAAAAUUAAAAAAUUAAAUUUAAGAA
Messenger RNA from Eurytemora carolleeae, 2541 nucleotides. Its product is annotated as A disintegrin and metalloproteinase with thrombospondin motifs adt-2. The transcript is spliced from 22 exons. Gene Ontology annotation, molecular function: metalloendopeptidase activity. The record is from RefSeq and is a predicted model, not a curated record. The coding region runs from base 276 to 2447 and encodes 723 amino acids. Gene Ontology annotation, biological process: proteolysis. Lineage: Eukaryota; Metazoa; Arthropoda; Copepoda; Calanoida; Temoridae.